Styela clava is the source of this 2888-nucleotide messenger RNA. RefSeq names its product monocarboxylate transporter 5-like. The record is from RefSeq and is a predicted model, not a curated record. Gene Ontology annotation, molecular function: monocarboxylic acid transmembrane transporter activity. Lineage: Eukaryota; Metazoa; Chordata; Ascidiacea; Stolidobranchia; Styelidae. Gene Ontology annotation, biological process: transmembrane transport; monocarboxylic acid transport.
UCCAAGCUUAGAUAUUUUGAGACGAAAUUUAAAGAGGCCGUAUACCACUUCAGAAAUAUUGGAUAAUCCGCAGUGAGAGAAAUAUCACACAAAGGCACUUGAAGCAGAUGUUAGAGGGAGAUUCAUUUUAACAAAUUGAGGAAUUUUAGUUUCUUUAAUAAUAAUUAAGUUAGUCAUAUCUCAAAGUCGUAGAAUAGCACUAGCUAUUGGAGGUGAGGACGCGCUUAAAACAAAACCCUUUCGGACUGCGGCUGGCGCCUACUUUUUUUAAAUGAUAAUGACCCAGCGAUGAAAGUGCUAUUUCGUGUGCAUAUACAUACCAAAUAAAUACAGAAAACUGCAAUGUGGAUCUUUUGUGGUGAUCGGAAAUGGAAUCACACGGCAAGUGGCGUCGUCCACUUUGAUUAACCAACUUAAACAUGGAUAUUUUCAAUUUUACCAGUAUUACCGAGCAUGCAAAAUAAAAUACGCUUAUCUAGCAAGGCAUUAACUACAAACAGUAACUCGAAGUAUACCAAAAAAAAGAAUGGCUAUCGAAGACAAAGCUAUGGAAAAGCGCAUAACGUUUGCAGGAAGUACCAAUGGACAUGGCGACAUUCAUGCAAACGGAAAUGGCCCGAAAUUUAGAUCAAGACUGAACUCGAAGGUUGUUGUCGUAGACAGGAAGAAAUACGUGGAGCCACCUGAUGGAGGAUGGGGUUGGGUAAUCGUACUUGCGGUUUGGAUUGACAACGUACUUGUACUAGGUAUGCUCAAAUCGAUGGGAGUGUUGUAUCCAGAAUUCAAAGCAGAAUUCAGCGAAUACGACAGUGCAACAGUCAGUUGGAUCAAUUCAAUUUCUUUGUCAAUGAGAGCGACCGCAGCUCCACUGUCCGCUGCAUUGAGUAAUCGAUUCGAGGAAAGAAGAGUUGUGGCCGUAGGAGCAGUAUUUGUUGUUAUUGGAUUGAUCAUCAGUCAGUUUGCUCAAUCACCGUACUUUUUAUACGCGUCAUUGGGAUGUGUAACAGGUUUUGGAUUUGCUCUGGCAUCCCUUCCGGCAUUGACGAUGAUUGGGAGAUAUUUCAAAGUCCGACGAUCUCUCGCUAAUGGUUUAUCUCGAUCUGGUGGAGGAGCAACAUUUUUUCUAGCACCACUUAUACAAUACCUUGUUGUGCAGUACGGUUGGCAGGGAUGCCUGCUAAUUAUAGGUGGAAUUGAACUACAUUUAUUUGUGUGCGCAUUAUUGUUGCGUCCACUCCGUUUAAAAGAGGAACUGAAAUUUGAUUCUGGAAGUACGAUGAGGAGACACAGCGUCCGAAAAAGUUCAAUGCUCCCAGAAAGCAAUGGCAACGACAAGAAUCAAAAUGAAAAUUGGUAUAGACGGAAACUGUCUGAAAAGGAUCGAGUUCGGGCAUUGCAGAAGGAAAUUGAACAAAAGGUCCAAAGUAGCGGAGUCACGGAAUCGUUGAUUGUAGAACAUUUCCCUCAUAUAGAGCCAGUUUAUCAGCCAGCAAAUAAGAAGACAUUAACAUUCGGACUAUUAAAAGAUCCACUGUGGCUCAUAUUAACUGCUAAUUUAGUAUUAACACAGUUUGGCUACUCUAUGACAUUGGUGCAUACCGUGGCUCGAGCUAAGAAAAUGGGAAUCGGAGAAUACGAAUCCGUCUUUCUCAUUUCGUACAUAGGAAUAACUGAAGUAACUGCGCAGUUAUCAUCAGGUUUCAUGGCGGACAGAAUAAACUUUCGAAAGAUCAAUUUACAUAAAGUGUACAUUGCUAUAAUGGCUGCUGCUACAAUCAUAAGUUUGUUCGUCAAGAGUUAUUUGGGAAUGACGAUAUACUGCAUCCUGUUUGGAUUAGGAUCAGGAAGUUGGCAAGGAAAUAUAUUGCCUGUUACAGUGGACACUCUUGGAGUAGCAAAUCUCCGAAGUGCUUACGGAUUUUGUUUGUUUUUCAGUGGCUGCUUGGGUCAAAUGUUAGGACCGCCUAUUGGAGGUGCCUUAUAUGAUUCGACUGGAAGUUAUCACUGGAGCUUUGUCGUUGCAUCAAUAUGUUUUAUAACAGCAUCAUCUCUUUUGUGGUUUGAAAUUCCUGCAUCAAAAUAUGUGAAGAAGAAAGCGGAAAACGAGUCCCGCAAAGACUUAGAAAAUGCAAACCAAGAUGAAAUCGACCAUUUGUAUAAGGAGAUGGAGGAUGUUACUGACUCUAGAAAUUUCGUCGCUUGAUGUCGCAAAAGGGCGACAAAAUGAAGAUUCGGGGACCUUCACACAGCGUACUUAGGCAUAUAAUUAAUGGCCGAUGUGAAUUUGAACAUAUAAAGUACAAAUCACAGUAUGUUUGAAAUAAAAUGGGCAAAUUGCUCAAAACUAGCCCAUACUUCAAACUUGAGAGAAUACUUUGUUUAGACUUUAGAUGAUAAAUAUUGGGAGUCACACAUUGUUAUAUAAACUUAUGUUACAACAUGAAUUAAUUGGGACAAUUUGUUUUUUUUACUUUUUCGGACUAAGUGUUUCACCUUUGCUGCUACUGAAUAUAACCUAUGAAAGAGGGGCAAUAAAAAAUUAAGAUAGACUACCUGAUAUAGUAAAUAAAUUGGAAUAAAGUAUUGUCGAACUGUAAAAAAUAAAACAAACAGAGAACUAUUAAAAAGGUGCUUGGUCAACGACAGGGUUAAUAGGUGUCUUUCCAUUAGUGGAAAUUAAAUUUACUUUAAUUUUUCGAAAAAUUCGGCUUUUUUGCAAUACCCUUUCUGUGUUCUGUAGUUUUGUAUUUUUAUUUGGUAAUAUCUUUUUUCUUAUUGUCAAUUAACCCUCCGAAUGUAGUAAAUAACUACAAUUCGCAUUUUAAACUUGGUGAUUUUCGAAUAAAAUGAAGACCGUUUGAUUAACGGUUUUCAAAAUCUUAACUAAA